This is a messenger RNA of Entrophospora sp. SA101, 136 nucleotides long. The record is from the annotation of a GenBank genome assembly. NCBI's taxonomy places the organism in Eukaryota, Fungi, Glomeromycota, Glomeromycetes, Entrophosporales, Entrophosporaceae.
AUGGUUACUUGUCUUCAUCAAACCUUCUAUCGAUCCAAUGCAACCCAAUUAUCAGAGUCUGAUAUUAAGGAAAUCAGAGAUUCAAGAGGAAAAAUACCAAAUGCAUCAAAGAAAAUGGCAGAAAAAUUUCAUAUUG